CGUCAAUGUCAAACACAUGCCACUGAUGUGCCACUGGUUUGACAUGUAAACACUGCAUAAUAUAGGUUAUAUUUUUAUGAAAUUACAUAAAAAUGGGCCGUAAAAUUCCAGCAAAAAAACAUCGUGGCGUGAAAGAUCCUUUGAAACAGCAAGAACAACGAUUUCAGAGCAUAAAAGACAAAAUAAAUGCUCCACCGACUGAUCCAGAUGAGCAACCCAUACCGAAGUCGCUGCAGCGUCUUUUUGCCUUCAAAGAGCCCCGGACACCCGCAUCUAUUGUGAAGAAAAAGAAGUCACGCUCAAUAGCAGCUCAUGCCAAGCGCGAUGAUAACCCUGUGGCAGCACUUAAGCGAAUGCCUGGUGAGGCAGGCCGUGCCUUCUCCAUGCGCAUCAAUAGUGCUGUGCGGGCGCUGCAUAAAACUGACCAGGAGGACUACCCUUUAGACCUUGAAGAGACGGACACCAGAGGCGAAUACAUAGCAUCGCAGCGCGAGCGACGACAGAAAAAGCAUCGUCAGGCCGUCGCCAAGGAAAAGGGGAUAGGGGGGCAAAAGGGGGCAAAGGGAGAGGAGCGUUUGAGCAAGGCACAGCGACGCGCGCUUAAGAGGAAGGAGCAGCAGAAAGCUAAGGAGGCUGAGACGAAAACAGCGCGUGAGCUAGCGGCACGCGAACUCACUUACGAGCGAGUCGCAUUCGGAGACGUCGCGCACGCGCCGCCCGCGCUGCCCGCGCCGCGCCGCGCGCAGCUACACCAGGGAGCACCCAGGCCUGGCCGUCGUGACCUCCUCCUAGCAGGCAUGCUCAAGCCGAGCGCUCAACCAACUGAACCCAAGACUCAACCGUCAAAGAAAACUCAAGCGAAAUCUCAGAUAAGCGCAGCGGAGCAAAUGCGACGCGAACGUGCGCGUUUGGAAGCCGUGGACGCGUAUAGGGCGCUGAAGAAACAGAAGGCGGCUGAAAAGGCCAAUCGGUGAUGUACUAACGUCGUCCUUAUGUCUUUGUAAUAAAGUUGCACUACGUGCGGUAGCAUGGUCGCGUUUUUAUCACUGGAGUUUUUAUUGUUACUGCUAGUUCGCGGUGUCAGUUUGUAAGUACAGUAACCUGCAAUACUUAAUAUGUUACUCUUCGAAGGCCGCAAAAAUAUCUGACACGAUCUUGUCUGUACAGCCAUAAAAGCGUGUCACAUAUUUUUGCGGUCUUCGAAGAGUAACAUAUUAUUGCAGGUGACUGUACAUAGCCCGAUAGCAGUGUGCUGUAUAAUAUUUUAAGGAAACUCACAAAAAAAAAUUAUAAAAUUAUCAUGAUUUUUUUUUUAUUGUCUCUAAUAACUUUACCCUUAUGACGAAACACCAACUCAAAACCAAUUAAACAUUAGAAAUAUUGUGUUAGGGGUCAACCAAAUAUGUAAUAAGAUUUCCAUAAUUUCACUUGAGUUGUUUUUUAGGGUUCCGUACCCAAAGGGUAAAAACGGGACCCUAUUACUAAGACUCCGCUGUCCGUCCGUCCGUCCGUCCGUCCGUCUGUCACCAGGCUGUAUUUCAUGAACCGUGAUAGCUAGGCAGUUGAAAUUUUCACAGAUGAUGUAUUUCUGUUGCCGCUAUAACAACAAAUACUAAAAAGUACGGAACCCUCGGUGGGCGAGUCCGAUUCGCACUUGUUCGGUUUUUUUAAUCCAACUGUCAGAUUUUGCGAUUUUGGUAUUACCAAGGGUCAUAAAAAUCAGUUUUUCGCGGAUAUCAAAAUUUCUAUAGCUCCAAUGUUGUUUAGGUACAUGUAGGUAAAAAUUAUAGAGCAUACAAUUUACGACAAGUUAGGUAUGAAACAUUUUUUUCAUGGGAUGGUCACAUAACACUGAAAGGUUAUGAACAGCUAUGCCUAUUAGGGAUAGAGAUAUUUAUUUUGCAACCAAUGUACUUAUUUAUAUUACAUACGAGUAGACUACAUAGUACCAUUUAGGCACAUGGACCCUGGUAGGGUAUCGCAAAAAUAUUAGCAAAGACAUAUGUAACUUCGUAUAGGACGAAUAAAGUCUAAGGAAAAAACGUGCCUCGGAAUUCAAGUAAAAGUCAUUCUCGAAUAGAUGCCGCACACACC
This is a messenger RNA of Cydia splendana, 2094 nucleotides long. RefSeq lists its product as uncharacterized. Gene Ontology annotation, cellular component: nucleus. The coding region runs from base 93 to 974 and encodes 293 amino acids. The transcript has 6 exons. The record is from RefSeq and is a predicted model, not a curated record. NCBI's taxonomy places the organism in Eukaryota, Metazoa, Arthropoda, Insecta, Lepidoptera, Tortricidae.